Molecule: messenger RNA, 678 nt
Organism: Guillardia theta CCMP2712
Lineage: Eukaryota; Cryptophyceae; Pyrenomonadales; Geminigeraceae
Exons: 1
Coding region: 1-678 (225 amino acids)
Source: RefSeq, a predicted model, not a curated record
AUGAUUGCAAAGUUUUUGAUUCUCUUCCUUGGCGUUCUCUGCGUUGAGGCCUUGCCUGCAAACGUCGGACAGUUGACGAGAAGGCAAGCGGGUCCAGCAAGAGCUUUUCUAUUGCAUCAGAAGCAUCAGAAGCAUCAGAAGCAAUGUUGUUCUGUUGUCGGUGCCCUGCGCUUGCGAGGAGGCGUGAGGGAAGUGGGGAGGUCGGACAUCCCGCUGGUCUUCAAGUUCUUCGUCUACCUCUGCGGAACGGCAUGGGCGUACGGAUGCUUCGAAGGGCUCCUCGUCGUGUUCAACGUUGCCAGACAGCCAGGAGGCCUCGGGUUCCUCGAGGAAAGAAGCAGCCAUGGCCUGUUAGGAAUCAUGGCUUUCGUCGCUUUCUCCUUCACUCUGUUUGUGAUGCAGAUCAUGAAGUUGUACUACGUGCUGAUGGCAGCUUCACUGAGCUCGAUCAGAAGGACGCUGCUGUUUCAAUCGCUCUUCGAUGCGCUCUUCGUCUACCUCUGUACCCGCUCCAAGCCGAGCUACUUCCACCUGUCCUGGAGGGACUCCAUCAUCGCGCUGGAGGCCGUGACCAUGUUCUGGCUCCUCGUCUCCAACUGGCUGCAGAGGCCAUGGAGGGGCGCGGGGCAUCGGCUACAGGAGCGAAGGGAAGAAGACGGCAAGAGCGCAAGAAGAUGA